Trifolium pratense (red clover) is the source of this 1792-nucleotide messenger RNA. RefSeq names its product AT-hook motif nuclear-localized protein 20-like. The transcript is spliced from 2 exons. Lineage: Eukaryota; Viridiplantae; Streptophyta; Magnoliopsida; Fabales; Fabaceae. Bases 477 to 1400 code for a protein of 307 amino acids. Gene Ontology annotation, cellular component: nucleus. The record is from RefSeq and is a predicted model, not a curated record. Gene Ontology annotation, molecular function: DNA-binding transcription factor activity; minor groove of adenine-thymine-rich DNA binding.
AUCAUCAAUCAUCAAUAAUAAACACUCUUCUCUUGGCCUCCCACGAGGUACUCGAGACAUUGUUUUGGUCUUUUGGAUUCCAUUAUUUACAAAAGUCCAAACCACAAAACAAACACUGCCACACAUCAACUCAUAUCCACUCUUUAACCCAUCCCUUAUCAUGGCUUACUUUUUUCCUCCAUCAUAAUCAUUCCAUUUUAUGCAACUAGCUCUAAAAUUCUUUAUUUUGAAUAGUUCCAAAGUUUUAUUUUGUUAGGUGACAUAUUAAUACUUUGGCUAUCUAUUUCAAAAUCUUGAAUUUAUCACACACCCACAUAUACCAAAAAAACACUAUUUUUGCUUUGUGAGUCAAAGAAAACCGCACACUAUACACACAAAAAACACAAACAUUAUCACCCUCAAAUCUCAUUAGCUUCAUUUUCUUACCCUUUACACACAACUCCCAAAAACAACCCUUCACAAGUUUUUCAAGAAAGAUGGCGAAUUGGUUGAACCGGGUCGGGUUACGAAGAGACCAAGACUUCGAAAACAACAGCGGUAUCGUUACUCCAACGUUGAGUAACAACAGCAACAGCAACACCGUUAACAUUAACGGUAACGUUAACGGAGAAGGUGAAAACAGCACCGGCCGUGUCAGCAGUGGACAGAACACCGGAAGUGGCGGACGCCGUCCACGUGGACGUCCGCCUGGUUCAAGGAACAAGGCAAAACCGCCGGUGGUGAUAACCAGAGAAACUCCAAACGCGCUGCGCAGCCAUAUCUUGGAAAUCGCCGACGGAAACGACAUCGUUGCGUGUAUUUCCAACUUUGCUAAUGUCCGCCACCGUGGAGUUUCGAUUCAUUGCGGUUCCGGCGCUGUUAGCAAUGUCACUCUCCGGCAACGGUCUGAUCCUACCGGAAAUAUGCUUGUUCUUGCUGGGAGAUAUGAGCUUGUUUCACUCAGCGGUGCUUUUUUGCCUCCGCCGUCGCCUCCGUCGGCUACCGGACUGUCGGUUUAUAUCACCGGAGCUCACGGACAGCUGAUCGGAGGAAUUGUCGUCGGGGGUUUGGUUGCUUGUGGACCUGUCAUGAUCGUUGCUUCUACUUUUGCUAAUGCUACUUAUGAAAGAUUACCAUUAGCUAUAGAAGAGGAACAAGAAGCAAAUAUGCAAGAGAUUAAUAACAUUAAUCAUGUUAUUAAUAAUAACAUUGGUAUUAAUGGUAUUAUUAAUAAUCACAACAAUGAUGGUGGUUCUGGUUCUGGUUCUGGUGCUUCUGGCUCAGCAAGUGGUAGUGGUGGCGGCGGCGGCGCAACUUCUCAUGGAUUAGCUGAAUACAAUUUGAAUCCAAAUUUGCUGCACAAUGGUGUUGGACAUCCUAGGGCACAUGAUGUGUUCUGGCGUCCACCUCCAGGGUUCUGAGAUUACGUGCUUGUUUGGUAUUACGGUGAGUUUGAACAAAAUUACAUCGACACAUUGGUUGAUUUCACUGUAAUUUUAUCAAAUUUACCAUGUUAUCAAACAGGCACGAUGCACAUUAUUACAUUAUGCUAUUUGCUUGUGAACUUUAUGUGAUCAAGUUGAUUGUAUUUUGUUGUAAUGUGUCCUGGCUAGCUAGUAAGCUAGGUUAGGUUUGUUUUGUUUUGUUUUGUUUCUUUAGUCUUUUCCUUAUUCCCAUAUUUUGUUUGUAAACUUUGUGGUUAUGCCACAAUGUUUAUUUGGGACCGAUAAUAAUACAUAUGGUUUUUGUACCAUAAAAUGGUUUUUGUACCUCUCAAAAUAAUACUACAAAUGAAUGGAUUUCAUUUUUGGAA